GGAGAGCACAGUGCGAAGAGGAACGUGGGUCGGCAAGGCUCCUGCUCCGAGAGGAAGCGCGGAGGAGCGGAGAGAAAGGGCUCUGUCGGUGUUAGAGGCGGCUUGGAAAAAGUCAUUUAAAACCCGAGAGUAGUUCGAAUAACAGGCGUAGGAACCCUGUUUUGGAUCGGGCAGCUCAGCGACAUGUCCUCACAUACAUGGAGGAUGCAGUGUGCCAGCUGCUAGAAAAUAAGGAAGAUAUUAGCCAAUAUGGUGUUGCCAGAUUCUUCACUGAAUAUUUUAACAGUGUCUGUCAGGGAACUCACAUUCUCUUUCGGGAAUUCAGCUUCAUCCAAGCCACCCCUCACAACAGGGCAUCGUUCUUACGGGCCUUUUGGAGGUGCUUCCGAACUGUGGGCAAAAAUGGCGACUUGCUGACCAUGAAAGAGUAUCACUGUUUGCUGCAAUUAUUGUGCCCGGAUUUCCCACUGGAGCUGACUCAGAAGGCGGCCAGGAUUGUGCUCAUGGAUGACGCUGUGGACUGCCUGAUGUCUUUUUCAGAUUUCCUCUUGGCCUUCCAGACCCAGUUUUACUACUCAGAGUUCCUGGAGAGUGUGGCUGCCAUCUACCAGGACCUGCUGUCGGGCAAGAACCCCAACACGGUGAUCGUGCCAACGUCUUCCAGUGGGCAGCACCGCCAGCGGCCCGCCUUGGGAGAGACCAGCAUGCUGGAGGGAGUCGAGGCCUCGCUGUUCUACCAGCGCCUGGAGAGCCUGUGUGACCGGCACAAGUACAGCUGCCCGCCCCCAGCUGUCGUCAGAGAGGUCCUAGGCAACGUUCAGAGACUGACCUUCUACGGUUUCCUUGUGGCUCUCUCAAAGCACCACGGAACCAACCAAGCCCUAGGAGCUCUGCCUGACAAAGGGGACCUGAUGCAUGACCCAGCCAUGGAUGAGGAGCUGGAGCGACUGCUGGCCCAGAUCCCAGACCUGGUCAACACGGUCACUGCCAGUCCAGAGGCCAGCUGCCUGCCUUCCCGGACCCCUCACCGGGCUGGCUUUUCCUGGAGAACCCUCCACCACGCCCGCAAAGUGGAUGCAGAGAGCGAUGGCUCCACUGAAGAGACAGACGAGUCUGAGACUUGAGGACUCAGAGGGUCCUGUCUACCACACCCUGUACCCUGCUCCUUCCUACUCCCUCCAACUCUUCUGCCCCUGUGCGCUGCUGCCCUCUGCUGGUGAAAAGGCCAAAUACCAGCCCCAGUCCAAGACCUGACGGAGGGGUUCUGCUAUCAGGCAACCCAAGCAGUGACCAAGAAGUUAGCCUACUCUCCCUGUCUGCGUCAGCCUUGCGCUUUAGUCAGGCUCAGGCUCACAGCACUUUGGACUGAGGCCACCGGGAAGGGACUUGGCGUCGCCUUUUGCUGACAGUUGCUGCCUAAGGUUCACCUCACAGCAACUCCAGGAAUAGCCACGCCGGGCCGUGCAUGCUCAGGGGGGUGACACCCACAAUGCAAGCUGGGGAGGACAUAAUCACAGUGGCCUUGUACUGGAGAAACGGCCACUGGCCAAGGUGGGGUGAAGGGUGGCAGGACCAUUUCCCUUUCAAAAACUGCGUCAUGCCUCCUGUGUCUAUGAGUUAAACGUGAAAUGAAUAAAGUCCCUUGCAUCUGCUAA
Phyllostomus discolor (pale spear-nosed bat) is the source of this 1655-nucleotide messenger RNA. It is a transcript of the gene CSTPP1, whose product is annotated as chromosome 6 C11orf49 homolog. Bases 198 to 1124 code for a protein of 308 amino acids. The record is from RefSeq and is a predicted model, not a curated record. The transcript is spliced from 9 exons. Lineage: Eukaryota; Metazoa; Chordata; Mammalia; Chiroptera; Phyllostomidae.